This is a messenger RNA of Colletotrichum karsti, 1620 nucleotides long. Its product is annotated as fungal specific transcription factor. Gene Ontology annotation, biological process: transmembrane transport; carbohydrate transport. The coding region runs from base 1 to 1620 and encodes 539 amino acids. The transcript has a single exon. Gene Ontology annotation, cellular component: membrane. The record is from RefSeq and is a predicted model, not a curated record. Gene Ontology annotation, molecular function: carbohydrate:proton symporter activity. Lineage: Eukaryota; Fungi; Ascomycota; Sordariomycetes; Glomerellales; Glomerellaceae.
AUGAAUCAUGAAUCUUCACCCUCAAAGUUCUUCUCCGUCUCGACGCCUGCCCAUGAUAUCAAACUUUGCUGCUUGAUGGCGAUCCUCAACAUUCACCUCAGCUGGAAACAGCACAAAUGGCCAAUAUUCUACUGUCUCGUCUCUCUCAUCGGCGCCUUCGCCUACGGAUAUGAUACGAUCUACUACACCGGCAUCCAGGGCAUGGCCCCGUUCAUCCGCGACUACGGACAUCGAAAAUCCGAUGGCUCAUACGAACUAGGAACCACGUUCCUCUCCGUUACCGCCUCCUUGAUCUACGUCGGCGAAUUCUGCGGCGCCCUGGCUACCGCGCCAAUCAACGACAGAUGGGGACGAAAGGCCGUCUUCGCAUCCGCGUCGAUGUGCAUUAUCACUGGCGCAGUCGUCCAGGUCUGUUCCUUUGGUAUAUACGGAGUCUUCUGUCUCGGCCGGGUCCUCAUCGGCUUAGGCAUCGGCCAGUUCACCGCCACGUGCCUCAUCUACAUCAGCGAGGUUGCGCCUGCACAGAUACGAGGCCCUGCCCUCAUGAUGUUCCAGUUCAUGCAGUCUUGGUCGCAGUUCGUAGUUGCCUGUAUCACCCAGGGCACCUCGAACAUCGACACCGCUGCGUCUUAUCGCAUCCCCAUGGGUCUACUGCUCGUCUUGCCGACUACCAUGCUGAUCUGUCUGCCAUUCAUUCCCGAGACGCCUGUGUGGUAUGUCUAUAAAUGCCGCCAUGAGAAGGCAGAGAAGGCGCUUCGACAAAUCAAUCGAGGGGUUCCCGAUUACGAUGCCGCCCAUGAUCUACAGAUAAUCGAUGAACAGGUCCGCCUCGAGUUCGACUCUUCAGCUGAUUCGACUUGGACAUCCCUUCUUAGCGAUUCCAUCGAACGGCGAAAGCUCAUCUUUUCAUGCGGCGCGAUGUUUGCCCAACAGAUCAACGGAAUACAGUUCUGGUACACAUAUGGCGUGGUCUUCGCCCAGUCCAUCGGCGUUGCGCAGCCAUUCACAAUCAAUACCAUCACGAACGUCAUUCAGAUAUUCGCAGUCGGCGCUUCGGUGAUGCUGGGAAACAAGGUCCCUCGCCGUACCAACUUGCUUGUCUGCACCGUAGGCAUGUUUGUUUCCCUUGUUGCCGUCGGCGGACUAGGCACGACAAAACGAGGAGGGCCAUUCUCUCAGGGCGUCGGCAUCGCCAUCGUCGUGUUCGCCUACAUCAACAUCAUCUGCUUCAACUUCUCGAUCGGCACUCUUUCAUACACCAUCGCGUCAGAGAUGGCUGUUGGCCGGAACAGGAACAAGAUCACAGCGUGCGCAAUUGGGGUGUUCUUCUUCACGGUUUGGCUUAUGGUGUUUGUCAGCCCCUAUCUGUACUACACCGCAAAUCUGGGACCGAUGCUGGGAUUUGUGUAUGCCGGUACGACUCUAUUGACUCUUGCUUACGUUUGGUUCUGUGUUGGGGAGACAACCUUCCGAACGAAUGCGGACAUUGAUAGGUUCUUCACAGAGAAGAUUCCUGUACGAAUGUGGGACUCACAUGUGUUCCAAAAUUCCAUCGGAAUGGAAGCAGGUGUUGUGGAACAGGUUGAUACUCACAUAGGGGAGAAGCUGGCGACAGCAUAG